Paraphaeosphaeria sporulosa is the source of this 1104-nucleotide messenger RNA. RefSeq lists its product as uncharacterized. NCBI's taxonomy places the organism in Eukaryota, Fungi, Ascomycota, Dothideomycetes, Pleosporales, Didymosphaeriaceae. The record is from RefSeq and is a predicted model, not a curated record. The transcript is spliced from 4 exons. Bases 1 to 1104 code for a protein of 367 amino acids.
AUGCGCGCGCCCAAUCUCGCUCUCUUCUUAUUGAGUUUACUUAUUCUUUACACCGUCUCAGCUCCGGUCGAGGAUAAUUCUGGCGUUACCAAUCUUCUCGAAGCUCCCGUUUUUGUGAAAAGUAUCCUUCCUGGUAGAUCUAGCAGUGACCAUGAUCAAGCUAGAGGUCUAAUGUCCAAGGAGCAAGACAUCGGCCCGGAUCUCAAGAAGAGAAGGGGAAGCAGCGGUGGAAGUCGUAUACGUGCAAAAAGACCAGCCCGCAAGAGGCCUCAGAAGACGAAGGAGAAGAAGAAGUCUGGUCGUAAGACGAAGCCGGCAGAGAAGAAGCCGGCGCAGAGCAAAAAGAAGUCAGGCAUAAAAAAGCCAAAGACGCCCGCAAACCGUAACCCAUCCACGAAGAAGCCUAAGAAGCAAACAAAAGCAUGCAAACCAGCGAAAAGUGCCAAAGGAAAGAAUGGCAAGCUUAGCGCACGUGCUGGCGAGCCGGUUGAUGCAAGCUGCCCCCCUAAGAAAAAGGUCACCAAAACCCGCAACUACCGAAUUGCCGAGAAAGCUGCGAAAAAGGCAGGACAUAAGGGAGGUCUAGUAUUGGGCGAGUCUUACCUUCUUCGUUUCAAGAGCAAACCCGGACUGGUGAACCAUCAGGCACUUAUUGUUGGCACCGUACAACGCCGAAAAGCCAAUCCCGCCGACGGCGCACUUGAUUUCGUGGCUAGUUCGUCAGAGCUCGUCAAACCAUUGCGUGUUCCAACGGGUCGAAUUGCCAAAGCCAAGCAAGAGUGUCUCAAGCUGCAUGGUGCAAAAUGCAAGCAUCGUGGCAUUGAACGAGUAUACGAUUGCAAACAGACACUGGAUCGAUGGGGAAAGAAGUCCAAGUUCAUCUUCAAGGGGAAUGCGAAUCCUGAAUUUGCCGACCCUAAAAAGUUUGUUCAGGCGGGCAAAGCAAUCCUCGAGAAGGACACCACGUACGACGUGAUCUACAACAAUUGUGGAACGCAUGCCAGGAAAUUGGAGAAUGUUGCUCAGCUCAAGAAGGGACAGAACCCUCUUGUAGAUAUCGAACUUCAGGACCUUGAGAACUUGACACUUGAAGAUUCCGAAUAG